This is a messenger RNA of Loxodonta africana (African savanna elephant), 721 nucleotides long. It is a transcript of the gene DCTPP1, whose product is annotated as dCTP pyrophosphatase 1. Gene Ontology annotation, molecular function: dCTP diphosphatase activity. The coding region runs from base 21 to 533 and encodes 170 amino acids. The record is from RefSeq and is a predicted model, not a curated record. Gene Ontology annotation, biological process: dCTP catabolic process; DNA protection. The transcript has 3 exons. NCBI's taxonomy places the organism in Eukaryota, Metazoa, Chordata, Mammalia, Proboscidea, Elephantidae. Gene Ontology annotation, cellular component: cytosol.
GCUGCGGCGGGGUGGGCGGCAUGUCUGGUGUCGGUGGGGACACGCGUGGGGGAAAGGGAGGGGAGGGUGGUAUCUGUGCCGGCCCGUUCAGCUUCAGUUCGGAACCCACGCUCGAGGACAUCCGCCGCCUCCAUGCUGAGUUCGCUGCUGAACGAGACUGGGACCAGUUCCACCAGCCUCGGAACCUCCUGCUGGCCUUGGUGGGGGAAGUAGGGGAGCUGGCAGAGCUCUUUCAGUGGAAGCCGGAUGAGGAGCUUGGACCCCAAACCUGGCCUACCAGGGAGCGGGCAGCCCUUCAGGAGGAGCUUAGUGAUGUCCUCAUCUAUCUGGUGGCAUUGGCAGCCCGCUGUCGAGUGGAUCUGCCCCAAGCAGUGCUCUCCAAGAUGGACACAAACCGGCGACGUUACCCAGUCCAUCUGUCCCGUGGCUCUGCCUGCAAAUAUACGGACUUGCCCCAUGGGUCUGUCUCCGAAGACCAGGUGGUAGGGCCUACAGACCUCACCUUUGAGUCCACGGGCCAGGCCUCCACCUAGAGACGUGGGCACAGGACGUGCAACUCAGCACAGAAUCUGAGAAGCAGAAGGUAGCCUGGUUACAGAACUUUCUGGUCCUUUCUUAACAGAUCAUGCGCCUGGAGGCCCCACUUCCUGAGGUCUGAGGCCCAGGGACCUCUGGAAAACAGCCUCCUGUCUUCUCUCCCAAUAAAAGUUUUCAGCAGCAA